AUUAAAAAACGCGAUCAAUGAUAGUGGCCGGUGAGGCACAUGAAAGACACAUAAUAGAACUCAAAACUGAUCCUAACUACACAGAUGAAUAUAUUAAGAAACAGGUUGUCUUUAGUUUGAGCCUUUCAUGAGAAAUGCGACAAUCUUUUGAUGAGGACUAGGCCAAUGAAUAUGCCUGAAGUUCCAGAUGGCAAAGUCCAAAUGGAGGAAUGAGAAACAAUGAGAUGAGGAUACCUUCAUAACACAAGAAUGUGCAGUUCUAAUGAUUUCACAAUCGGACAUUCCAACGCUUCUUCUGCAAAGGCAUCGCCGUUCUUGGCUUUUCUGCCAACCCAACAAACAUCUAAGUAUACAACAACUUUUUCUGAUCUUCUCAACCACUUUAGCUCUCUGAUGGAAAAGGUAUAACCAGAAUAACGGUUUCUGAAGAGGAAAGUAGAAAGAAAGGAAGAAAUUAAGCAUGGGCAGUCCAAAGAAAGUUUCACCAUCAAGAAGAAGCCCAAAGAAAAACUCAAGAACUCUCCAUGAUCUCUUUGUGCAGGAGAGUCCUCACUUCACCAUCCCAUCUUCUUCUCCCACUUCAGGAAAUGAAGAUCUUCUCUCCACUAUUUCUUAUUGCACCUUUGUUUUCACCUUCACCGACCCUUCAGAAUCUCCGGCGCAAAGAGACUCAAAGAGGCUUCAACUCACAAGACUCGUCUCGAUAUUGAAGUCUUCCAAGAAACCGGUGCAUGGAAAAGUUUUGGUGGCUCUAGCGGCCAUGAUAUCUGCCAACCUCUUCAGGCCACUCCCUCCACCUUCCAGCCCUUCUGCCAUCACGGAUUUGCCUGAAGAAGAAUACCCCGUUUCUAUAUUUUCUCCUCUGUGGUCACAUCUCCAAAUUGUUUACGAGAUACUUCUUAAGCUUGUUAACAGCACAGACCAGAAGAUACUGAGAGAGUGCGUCGAUCAUUCUUUCCUCCGCAACCUGUUAGCACUUUUCCAGUCAGAAGAUCCGAGGGAACGUGAGACUUUGAAAAAUGUGUACCACAAGAUAUAUUCCAAGUUCAUUUCUGAUCGUUCCUUCAUGAGGAAAUCAAUGACCGAGGUGCUCUUGAACUACGUUUUUGAGACAGAGAAGCAUCCGGGUAUUGCAGACUUGCUUGAGAUAUGGGGAACCAUAAUCAAUGGGUUUACCGUGCCGCUCAAGGAAGAACACAAACUGUUCCUGAUGAGAGUGCUCAUUCCUCUACACAAGACCAAGGGGAUGCAAGUGUACCAUAAGCAAUUGGCUUAUUGCGUGUCACAGUUUGUGCAGAAGGAACCUAUGCUUGGAGGGGUUGUUGUCAGAGGGAUUUUGAGGUACUGGCCUGUCACAAACUGUCAAAAAGAAAUUUUGCUAAUUGGGGAGUUGGAAGAUCUUGUUGAGAAUUUAGACCCUGACCAGUAUCGUAAGUUGGCCUUGCCCUUCUGUACCCAGAUUACCAAAUGCAUAAACAGUUGGAAUUCUCAGGUAGCGGAGCGUGCACUGUAUAUGUGGAACAAUGAGCAGUUCGUGAAAAUGGCACUGAUAGGAACAGUGGAAGUGUUUAAUGUGAUUGUUGAAGGCAUGGAAAAGAACCUGAAGUGGCAUUGGAGCAAGAGCGUUAGACAACUAACGGAAAGUGUGAAGGUGAUGCUGGAAGAAAUGGAUCCAGAUCUGUAUUCAAAGGGUCUCGUGGACAUGGAAGCUAAAGAAUCAAUGGCACAUCUAGAAGAUAUCAAAAGAAAAAAGAAAUGGGAAAGAAUAGAAUGGGAAGCUGCCAAGAAUCAGUUUCUCAACCCACAACGUUAUAUACGUGUCUCCUACUGAACAUUAAUGUAUGCAAAUUUGUGCUGGCAUUGGUAAUGCCAACUUUCCUUGGGUAGAACAAUAAUUGCAAGACCAAAAUUGUUUAAAAGUUGCUUAGUUGUAACAAUGCCAAAUAUGAAUACUUCAAACCAAAAAUUGGUAGCUGUGGUUUGAGAUAUUCAAUGGAAGGCAAAUAACAAUUAAAAGCGUCCAAAAUAUAAAGAAACAGAGACAUAAUAAACCCAGAUGAACAACACCUGAGUGUAUUAUGUAUUUCUACAGUAUACU
Molecule: messenger RNA, 2098 nt
Organism: Vigna radiata var. radiata (mung bean)
Lineage: Eukaryota; Viridiplantae; Streptophyta; Magnoliopsida; Fabales; Fabaceae
Product: serine/threonine protein phosphatase 2A 57 kDa regulatory subunit B' beta isoform-like
Exons: 2
Coding region: 461-1831 (456 amino acids)
Biological process (GO): signal transduction
Cellular component (GO): protein phosphatase type 2A complex
Molecular function (GO): protein phosphatase regulator activity
Source: RefSeq, a predicted model, not a curated record